AAGCGAACUCGACUCAGAUUCCUGGAGUACUAGUAAUCCCAAAAUACUUGCCAUCAAACGCACGCUGACAAGAUGGAGUUUCUGUCACAUCGGGAAGUUCUUGACCAAGGCAUAGAUAGUAAGUUGGCGAACAAUAAUAUUAAUUAAAAGGUCCGGGAUGAUCGAUGAUCGGAGACCACAGAGUCCUGGAAUAGGGUCCUGAGGAGACUAGUACUAUCUCCUUAUAUACUGGCUGGCUGCACCGGGUCUCCUAAUGACGCCCACAUCGAUUAACUUAACAUUUAGCAAGAAGAGCAUGAAAGUGCUCCGUAAAAUCCUUGCAUUGUCCUUCUUGCGUCCAAUCUCUCUUGUCAGCGUGACGCCGACAGAACCGUACAUCCAUAGGCUGCCGGCGGAACUUCUACGACAAAUCUUCUUGUUCAUCGUUCACAGUGCGCCAGACUCGCCGAGUAUCUUUUCAUGCGGACGUUACACUAUUUCGGCCAACGUUUCCAGCCCUCCCAUAGUCUUGACCAGGGUGUGCCAUCUUUGGCGAGUUGCUGCACUUUCAACAGCAGGAGUCUGGUCGCGCAUCCAAGUCGUGCUCCCCGGGCAAGUUAGAUCAUUCGGACCAUUUCUUCCACAUCUUCUCCAGUGUUGGCUUGCUCGCUCUGGUAGUUUGCCCCUCACCCUUCACAUUGUUAACAGUACCCCAUGCCACAACUUCACUUGCGCCAAUCGUAAUCACUACCCCUGGAUAAUAACACAGACAAAUGCUCGACUUCUCAAUAUCCUCCUUUCUGAGAGCAAGCGUUGGGCAACGGUCGUUAUGCCACACCCGUGUGACUGGGGUUUCAACUUCAACACACCUCAGUUGAGAGCCUUAGAAUGUUGUUCUUCAAAUGAUCUCAGCAAAUUCUAUGCACCAAAUAUUUCUCGCCUAUACAUCAACACUCACUGUUAUCUGGUCUCCCCAAUGAGACUGCGCAUCCCCUUUUACAAAGAUCUACGUCAUCUCCACCUCCGGGACGCUUCCGUGUUUGCCUUAUGCUCCACUAUAGCCGAUUUCCCUCAUCUGGAGACUAUCGCGGUUGAUGAAAUAUACCUGGUCAAUGUUCCUGCCGCUAGAAGUUAUUCAGCAACACUUGAGUCGAUGACCCUCCCCCUCCCCUCCUCGCGUCUCCGGCAAGAGUUGAAAGGCCUGUUCGGCCUCCUUCAUCUUCCCAUUUUCCGGAAAUUGACAGUGGUUGGAACACCAAAAAAACGACGAGUUGAUCAUCUUUUGUCGAUGCUAGCGGUGGCAUCUUUCCGGGUGCCAGUGGUAGAUUUUCAAACGGACGCACCAUUGAAGAAAGCUCACAUGAGCCGGAUUGAGUCGUUGCUCUCAGUUGUAGGAGAGGUCACUUUUUGUGGGUAAGUGCUCCGUUAUCUCGACUCAUGCGCUUCGUCAUGUAAUUUGAACCUUGCCUUGUCUAGAAACGUGCUUCAGUUCGAUGAACAUCGGAAUUCGCAACGAAGGGGGAAGUCGAAGCUACGUUACUCGAGAUAAGUAUACACAUACGAAGUACACGCCGAUGAAUUCUACCAUAUCUUGAAGUAAAGUUCCGCAUCGAGUUCGAGCAAUGUAACCAGUCAGAUCCCCGUCUUGGGCGAAUUUGCCUUAUUCUCUGCCUUUUCAAUAUUGGCACAGUGCCUUCCAACUAGUCAAUAGCCCG
This is a messenger RNA of Suillus subaureus, 1694 nucleotides long. RefSeq lists its product as uncharacterized. The record is from RefSeq and is a predicted model, not a curated record. The transcript has a single exon. Bases 254 to 1396 code for a protein of 380 amino acids. NCBI's taxonomy places the organism in Eukaryota, Fungi, Basidiomycota, Agaricomycetes, Boletales, Suillaceae.